Tupaia belangeri chinensis (Chinese tree shrew) is the source of this 1480-nucleotide messenger RNA. RefSeq names its product deoxyribonuclease 2 beta (gene DNASE2B). The transcript is spliced from 7 exons. The coding region runs from base 441 to 1442 and encodes 333 amino acids. Gene Ontology annotation, biological process: apoptotic DNA fragmentation. Gene Ontology annotation, molecular function: deoxyribonuclease II activity. Lineage: Eukaryota; Metazoa; Chordata; Mammalia; Scandentia; Tupaiidae. The record is from RefSeq and is a predicted model, not a curated record.
AGUGGCUAACACCGGGGAGGUGGAGAGGCUACGUAAACAUCUUUGUUAAAAUACAGUUGGAUUUGCUCUUACUCUGAAGCACCCCAUUUGAGAACUUUUUGAUGACUUUACAAACCAGUGAACAAUUCAGCACAAAGGGUUCCGGAGUCACGCUGGCAUGUUGUGACAGAAUCACACGAUUACAUGGGAUUCAUCGCCAUCUGAAAAUGCCCGAACAGCAAACAACAGAGGCAAAUGGAACCAAGCAGCCAAGCCACCACAGCCUGAGAGAGGCUUGAAACUCAGACUCCACAGUUUACAGGGAACAUUUCCUGCUAUGGCAUGGAAAUGCCAUAAAGGAGACGGAUAGAAAAUGGCAGUAAGACUUCUAAGAAUAACCCUUGCUCUGCUCUCCCUUGGCCUUUUUGGGAUCCUGAGCGCAGCAACAAUAUCAUGCAAAAAUGAAGAAGGCCAAGCUGUGGAUUGGUAGGUUUACCUUCUAUAAGUUACCUAAAAGGCAAGGCCAGGGAGGUGGUGAGACUGGGUUAGAGUACUUGUACCUAGACUCGACCAUUAGAACCUGGAGGAGGAGUAAGCAACUGAUGAAUACCACCAGGAGUGUUUUGGGAAGGACUUUACAACAGCUGUACGAGGCGCAAGCCUCCAAGAGUAACAACACAGCCUAUCUAAUAUACAAUGAUGGAGUCCCUAAGUCUGUGAAUUACAGCAGAAAGUAUGGACACACCAAAGGUUUGCUGCUGUGGGACAGAGCCCAGGGCUUCUGGCUCAUUCAUUCUAUUCCCCGGUUUCCUCCAAUCCCUGAAGAAGGCUAUGACUAUCCACCUUCAGGGAGACGGAAUGGACAAAGUGGCAUCUGCAUUACUUUCAAGUACAGUCAGUAUGAAGCAAUAGAUUUUCAGCUCUUGGUCUACAACCCAAAUGUCUAUAGCUGUUCCAUUCCAGCUGCCUUUCAGCACAAGCUCGUUCACAUGCUUCAGCUGUGCACUGGGAACAUCUCAUCAGAGGCCCCCCGCAGGCACCUCACCACACUUCAGUCAGCUCAGGGACAAAACUUCCUCCAUUUCGCAAAAUCGGAUUCUUUUUUUGAUGACAUCUUUGUAGCUUGGAUGGCUCAACAGUUGAAGACACACUUGCUAGCAGAAACCUGGCAGCGGAAGAGGCAAGAGCUUCCUUCAAACUGCUCUCUCCCUUACCAUGUCUACAAUAUCAAAGCAAUUAAGACAUCGCGACAAUCUUACUUCAGUUCUUACCAGGAUCAUGCCAAAUGGUGCAUUUCCCAAAAGGGCGCCCGAAAUCGCUGGACAUGUAUUGGAGAUCUAAAUCGGAGCCCAUAUCAAGCCUUCAGAAGUGGAGGGUUCAUCUGUACCCAGAAUCGGCAGAUUUACCAAGCAUUUCAAAGCCUAGUUUUGUAUUAUGAGAACUGUAGCAAAACCUACUCAUAAUCCACAUAUCAUCAAAUUAAACACUUUUCUCCCAUGUC